AUGGCAGCAAACCCCUCCUUUGAAGAUCGAGCUGAUCAUGAAGCGACUGACCGGGGCUUCAUUGCUGCACUGGAACCCGGCAUCAUCAAAGAUGCCACGGGAAAAAUAGUAUGGAACAUUGAUGCAUACGAUUUUAUGAAAGCCGAAUGCCCGCCGACAGCGCACCCCAAUCUCUGGCGCCAAGGUCAACUUAACUCCAAACAUGGACUAUACGAGAUCUGCGAAGGAAUUUACCAUGUCCGCGCCUACGAUCUAUCAAACAUGACGAUCGUAGAAGGCAAAGAGGGAAUCAUCAUCAUUGACCCCUUAGUAUCAUGUGAAUGUGCCGCCGCCGGCUUGGCUUUGUACCAAGAGCACCGCGGAAAGGGCAAGAAAGUCACAGGCAUGAUCUACUCCCACUCGCAUGGAGACCACUACAUGGGCGCUGGCGGAGUAAUUGCCCAAGACGCCGACAUUCCCAUCAUCGCACCGGAGGGUUUCCUUGAAGCUAUCAUGAGCGAAAGCAUUCUCGCUGGACCGGCAAUGCGCAAGCGCGGCGCACGCAUGUACGGAAAUGCACUACCCCGCUGCGCGACAGGUCAAAUCGGCACUGGUCUCGGAAUGGGAUCGAGUGUCGGAACGACAAGUCUUAUCCCGCCGAACCUGCUCAUCCAAGAAACGGGUGAAGUACACGAAGUGGACGGCGUGAAGAUUGUCUUCCAGAUGGUUCCUGGAUCCGAAGCGCCUGCCGAGAUUAACUUCUUCUUCCCUGAUUACAAGGCACUCUGUAUCCCUGAGACAGCGACAAAUUGCAUGCACAAUAUCGUUACGCUGCGGGGUGCGCAGGUGCGGGAUGCGAAGGCUUGGUCUGGAUACCUGGAUGAAGCAAUUGUUAUGUUUGGACGGGAUUCAGAUGUGCUUUUUGGAAGUCAUAACUGGCCGACUUGGGGCCGCAAGGAGCUCGUUACAAGGCUUGAGGAGCAAAGAGAUUUGUACGGAUAUUUGCAUGAUCAGACCGUUCGAAUGAUGAAUUUGGGUAUGACCGGUAUUGAGAUUGCGGAAACCAUGCAGCUUCCUCCGGCGAUCUCGAGGGCCUGGCAUUGUCGCGGGUUCUAUGGAUCUUUGAGCCAUAAUGUGAAGGGUAUCUACCAAAAAUACAUGACUUGGUUCGAUGGGCGUCCCGAGAACCUGUGGAAGUACCCACCCACGGAAGAGGGACAGCGCUAUGUGGAGUGCUUUGGCGGUGUUGAUGGUUUAUGUGACAAGGCCGAGACAUUCAUCCAGAGAGGCGACAGCCGAUUCGCAGCAACCAUCUUAGCGCAUGCCGUGGCCGCAAACCCAGAAAAUCCAGAAAAACGGGCCAAAUUACUUCUUGCUUCUGCGUACGAAGCUCUGGGAUUCGGAUCAGAGAAUGCAACAUGGCGCAACUUCUACCUGACCAGCGCCCAAGAGCUUCGCAAUGGUGCCAAGGCUGGUAUGGUCGCAGGUGGUCGGACACAACUUGGCGAGAAGCUGAGCAUCGACCAGUGGUUCGAGGUUAUGUCUGUGCAAGUGGAUGGACAAAAGGCAGCAGAAUUAUCGUUUGUUAUUGAUUUUGAUGUCACGGACGUGAAGGAAAAGUGGCGGGUGAUUUUGAACAAUGGAGUUCUUACCCGGCGCCAGCUGCUGACCGCGGAUCAACUACGAGAUGCGAAGGAGAACGUGGCUGACUUUGCCAUGGUUGUUACUCGGAUGCAGCUGCUAGAGGUCAUCCGGGGUAAUAAGGUAGAUGUUGAGACGACGGGUAGAUCUCAAGCAUUGGAGCAGCUGCUCGAUUUGGUUCUGGUGCAGGAAGGAUCUGCUCGUGGGCCUAGUCAGCUAUGA
Messenger RNA from Penicillium pulvis, 1842 nucleotides. Its product is annotated as alkyl/aryl-sulfatase. NCBI's taxonomy places the organism in Eukaryota, Fungi, Ascomycota, Eurotiomycetes, Eurotiales, Aspergillaceae. Gene Ontology annotation, molecular function: linear primary-alkylsulfatase activity; protein dimerization activity. Gene Ontology annotation, biological process: dodecyl sulfate metabolic process. The coding region runs from base 1 to 1842 and encodes 613 amino acids. The transcript has 2 exons. The record is from RefSeq and is a predicted model, not a curated record.